GAGUGUUUACUCGCCGCGCAGAGGGCGGAUCCGACGCUUGCGAAGUGUUUCGAGCAGGUGGCCUUAAGGGAGUUUCAUAGGCUGGUGAAAAUCUAUAUUGAAGAGGCUGAGGAUAGAAGCCAUCACACUGAAAUUGAAUCUGGAGCAGGGUCCCAGGGACGUCCCAGGUACGAUAUUGAAAAGAGAGACUGGAGCAUCUGUUGGAACUGAAUAUGUCCGUGGAGAGCAUCGCAAGGUUCCUAUGUGUCUCAAGCAGUACAGUGAAGAGGCGGAUGAGGGAAUAUCGUCUUUACAGCAGACAAAGAUACACUGAUGCCACUGACCAGGAGCUGGACCAGGCAGUCCAAAGGAUAAAAAUUGAAAUGCCAACAGCGGGCUAUAGGAUGGUGAAAGGCAGACUGCUGUCAAUGGGGAUGCACGUCCAGUGGAGGAGAGUGAUGGCAUCAAUGCACCGUGUUGACUCCUUGGGUAUUCUAUCCAGGCUUGCAGGAUUGAACUGCAUUGUGAGAAGAACAUACUCUGUCAGGGGCCCCCUUUCACUGUGGCAUAUUGAUACCAAUCACAAGCUGAUCAGGUACAACAUUGUACUGUUUGGUGCAGUGGAUGGCUUCUCCAGGAAGGUAAUGUGCUUGGAAGCUGCAACCAACAAUCGUGCAUUAACAGCAUUUUCUGCCUUCAAAGAAGCAACUGAGAAGCAUGGCAUACCCUUAAGGGUCAGAGCUGAUCAGGGUGUGGAGAAUGUGGACAUUACCCGAUACAUGUUCAAUGUCCGGGGAACUGAUCAAGGAAGCUUCAUGUCAGGAAAAAGCGUCCACAAUCAAAGGAUUGAAGGUUUGCGGCGUGACGUCAGAACGUGUGUCACAUCAAAAUACUACAACACACUACACAGCCUGGAGAUGGAUGGCCUUCUUGAUGUGUCCUCAAGAGAAGACCUUUUUGCUGUCCACAUGACCUUUCUUCCCAAACUUAAGGGAGACCUGGAGGCUUUUGUGGAGGGAUGGAAUAACCACCCCCUCAGAACAGAAAGGAAUCGAACUCCGGAGCAGUUGUGGCACACUGGAAUGAUGCUUCACCCAAUCAACCAACCAGAGAAUCUUGAGGACAUCCAAGAGCCAGAAGUUGACUGGGAUGUUGCAGCAGAUUAUGGAGAAGAUGUGGAUGGGGUGGUAGUGGUCCCAGAAUUUCAGUACCCCUUGGAUGAACAGCAGCGAGCAGAGCUUCAGUGUCUAAUGGAUGAAAAUGAAGGACAAACUGAAGAAGCAACAAUAAACCAAUACCUCCUUUGCCGUGCUUACCUGGUUUAAAUCUUCAGUCAUGCUGAGACAAAGGGUCUGGCUGCAGGUCUUCAUUUCAACAAAGCAGGAACACACCUGACUCGACUGAUUCUGUCAACUGAACUGUCACAUGUUGAUUUGUUGGAUAAGGUGUGCUCUUGCUCUGUUGGAACAAAAACCUGCUGCCACACGGCUUGCUCUAAUAAACUAAA
Messenger RNA from Gymnodraco acuticeps, 1486 nucleotides. RefSeq lists its product as uncharacterized. The coding region runs from base 213 to 1304 and encodes 363 amino acids. Lineage: Eukaryota; Metazoa; Chordata; Actinopteri; Perciformes; Bathydraconidae. Gene Ontology annotation, molecular function: nucleic acid binding. The transcript has 8 exons. Gene Ontology annotation, biological process: DNA integration. The record is from RefSeq and is a predicted model, not a curated record.